Messenger RNA from Myodes glareolus (Bank vole), 3709 nucleotides. RefSeq names its product cell division cycle 50 P4-ATPase accessory subunit A (gene Cdc50a). The record is from RefSeq and is a predicted model, not a curated record. Gene Ontology annotation, biological process: phospholipid translocation. Gene Ontology annotation, cellular component: plasma membrane; endoplasmic reticulum; Golgi apparatus. NCBI's taxonomy places the organism in Eukaryota, Metazoa, Chordata, Mammalia, Rodentia, Cricetidae.
GUCGUCACAGGGCAGAUGAUCAGGGUGCGUCCGCCUUUUCCCUCCCCCUUCAACCCUCCUACCCCCUCCCUCCCCUCGUCCCUCAAUCUUCUCCCUGUUUCCUCUCUCUUCCUCCCUGGGGCGGCUCCUGAAGACUCCCGCUUCCGGUCAGAGGCGGUCUGCAGAAGCACGUCCCGCCUCUUCCGUUUACCCGGUGGCUGUGCGGACGGAGGAGGCAGUAGCGGCAACGGCGCCUGGCAGAGUGGGCAGGCGGGUCCCCUGGGCAGCCCAGCUGGAGGUGGCCAAGCCGAAGCCCGGGGGCCGAGGACAAUGAACUAUAACGCGAAGGAUGAGGUGGACGGCGGGCCCCCGUGUCCUCCUGGGGGCCCCGCCAAGACCCGGAGGCCGGAUAACACGGCCUUCAAACAGCAACGGCUGCCCGCCUGGCAGCCCAUCCUCACGGCCGGCACGGUGCUGCCUACCUUCUUCAUCAUCGGCCUCAUCUUCAUCCCCAUUGGCAUCGGCAUCUUCGUCACCUCCAACAACAUCCGUGAGAUCGAGAUUGAUUACACUGGAACAGAACCUUCCAGCCCCUGCAAUAAAUGUUUGUCUCCGAAUGUAACAUCUUGUGUUUGUACCAUUAACUUCACACUGGAGCAGUCAUUUGAGGGCAAUGUGUUUAUGUAUUAUGGACUGUCUAACUUCUAUCAAAAUCAUCGUCGUUAUGUGAAAUCUCGAGAUGAUAGCCAGUUAAAUGGAGACCCUAGUGCUUUGCUUAAUCCAAGUAAGGAAUGUGAACCUUAUCGAAGAAAUGAAGACAAACCAAUUGCUCCAUGUGGAGCUAUUGCCAACAGCAUGUUUAACGACACAUUAGAAUUGUUUCUGGUUGCCAAUGAGUCUGAUCCUACACCUGUACAAAUUCCUUUGAAGAGAAAAGGUAUUGCUUGGUGGACAGAUAAAAAUGUGAAAUUCAGAAACCCACCUGGAAAAGAAAGCCUCGAAGAAAAAUUUAAAGAUACAAUAAAGCCAGUAAACUGGCAUAAACCAGUUUUUAUGCUAGACCCUGAUGAGGAUAACAAUGGAUUCAUAAAUGAGGACUUCAUUGUUUGGAUGCGUACAGCAGCAUUACCUACUUUUCGUAAGUUGUAUCGUCUUAUAGAGCGGAGAAAUGAUUUACAUCCAACAUUACCAGCUGGACAGUACUAUUUGAACAUCACAUACAAUUACCCCGUACAUUCUUUUGAUGGACGAAAACGGAUGAUCUUAAGCACUAUUUCGUGGAUGGGAGGAAAAAAUCCAUUUUUGGGAAUUGCUUACAUCACUAUUGGAUCCAUCUCCUUCCUUCUGGGAGUUGUACUACUAGUAAUUAAUCAUAAAUAUAGAAACAGUAGUAAUACUGCUGACAUCACCAUUUAAUUUUAUAUUCUGAAAACAAAUCUACUGCAUGUGCAUCAAGGCCAGUCCUCUUCAACAUAGGUUUUGAAUGCUGAUGUCACAUAAUUUUGAAGUUGGCACAUAAAUUUACAAAACAAAACAGCCUUUGUCCUUUGCUUCUUACAUAUGGAUGACUUAUGAAAAUAUAUGACAGGUAUAAAAAUUAGUUAUAUUGAUCAUAUCAAUAUUGUAACUGCUAAAAUGGCAUUCUAAUGUCUGCUUUUUAUUGGGACAGGCCACGUGUGAUGCAUACAGCCUCUGUCAUGUGAAAUGAGUCUACUGCUUAAAUGCUUGUGCUGUGUUGAUAACAUUACAUUGACAUGAUGUUGGUUACAUGUACCUACUGUGUGGAGAAAGGGAUUCUGAGAUGUGUGAGUGUUUGACUUACUAACCUUUUGAAAUUUGGUUACAGUUGAGAUUGUAGAAAGUCUCAUAAGUAAAAGCACUUCAUUUUCUUGUGUCGUGUGUAAAGGCUGAAGAUCCCUCCUUGUUGAGGGGGUCAUGUGUUCAGUUUCUCUAUUACAGUUAUUUGAUAAUGACUUUGAUUUCAGAAAAUGUACUUCACUUGUCCAGUAUAGAAAUUAUUAAUAUCUAAAGAGGUCAGGUAGGUUUCGGGUAGAAUUUUAAAUUCCCUUUUAAUUUGACUGAAAUGUUGCAUUCCGGAGUCCAAGCUACUUGAAAUGUUUUUAUGUGAUCUUCUCCCUGGAAGCUUAUACUUCGUAGGGGAAGAAAGACUUUAGGUGAGAUGGGACAGAUGCUUGGCAAGCCCUCAUCCUCUGUCAAUUGUAAACCAGGUGUAAAUGUUCAAGAGAGACUUUUCAUUAUUGUGGUGUGUAGUGUUAAGAUAAUUGUUCUGCCUUGGAAAUACCUCAAGCUGUUCUUACUUAGCAGGUAAGUAUUUUGACUUAGUACUAAUAUUAUAGCCCAGAAAAAAUUGAAAUCCUAAUUUCUUCCAUAUUUCAUUAAAUUUUUGCAUACAGGUCAAACAAAUGUGGAUAUGUAUAUAGAUAUAUAUUCUCUUUAAUGAAGGUAAUGUUUUGAUUAGUUUUCCUCAGAUAAACCUUAAAAAAGAUGUUCUAUACAUUUCCUACUUAAAUUUGGGGGGGGCACAGGGAUUUGGAGUAUCUACAUGAUAAAAAUUAUAAUAUAUCUGAUUGAAGUUAUUUUAUUUUCUAACUAGAAUUAUUUUAAUAUUCCUUUAUUGAAUAAAUGCUGUAAUUUGUUUGCUAUGGAAGUUAUUCCUGAAGUGAAUGUAAAUUAUUUUUUCACAUGCAUGAAAAUGUAUGUAUUAAUCAGAGUUGACUUCAUUGCAUUGAAAUCACUUAAUUGUUUUUACACUAAAGUAAUUCAUAUUUAUGUAGUAAAUUAUUUGGGUUUUUAGACUUUGUUAUGAUUUCCUUCGGCUAUAUUUUAAAGUCUGAGUAAUGUUUAAAUUAAUAUGUGCUUAAAAUAACAAAAAAAAUCAAUGGUUCAUAGUAGAAACGUGCCACACUUAAGCUUUGUAUGAUAUGAAAUUCUGUUACAAGAGAUUGUAAUUCAUGGUGACUUUUAACUUAUAAAAAUUUUAUUUGCAUUGGUUACUUUAUUGAUGGAUAUGCAAAAUUUUCUCAGGACUUAAGUUCUUCUUUCUCUAAAGCUAUUGUCAAUCAUUUGGAAUGCUAUUAUUCUGAAAAUUGUCCCUCUUGCAUGUGAUGUUUGGUUUAUUUGGGGGAUUCUUCCUAAGAGUGAGAUGUUUCUGCCGGUCUUCCCAGAGUGAGUGCCGUUUAAAGAGGACUGCUAACCUGCAUCUCUCUUCCUGGGCCACAUGAUCUGAAGCAGCACUGGAGAGGCCUCACAUUUUCACACCCUGGAGAAGAUGCAGUCUUUAAAAGUACAAUGGAAACUUUCUGUUUUACAAGUGCAUUGAUGAUCUGUAUUCUUCCCUGGCUCCUGUCAUUGGAAAUUAAAUACUAUUGUAUAUAUGAAGAAAAUGGGACAUUCAUGUGUAGAAAAGUUGAUGGCAUUAAGGCAACUAAGCAGAAGGCUUAGAAAAAUGUGUUAAUUUGCAAGAAAGUGUUUUGGCAUGAGAAAUUUUCCAACUGAAAAAAAUUAUUCAAUAAGCAAAAGCUAAGACGUUUCAUUGAAAUCAUAAGGCAGUUUAAAAUAAACUGGAGAAAAUAACUGUUCUAAUAGAGAAUAAUUCAAUUAAGAGUCAAGUGACUAUUAUUUGUUUAUUGGAUAGUGACAGUUUAUUUGUAACCUUAGUUAUAUUAAAAGUUAACAUUCUGUUUGUAUUAAUAAAAGUGAACAAAAUUAA